UUAAUUGUUGUAAAUUUUAUUUUUAAUAUUAAUUUUAUUUUUAUGUAAAUAAAAACCUAAUUAAGUAUGAAAAAUUAAAAUUUUUUUAAAUAUAGUGUGUACAAAAUUUUCUAAACUUCAAAUUAGAGAAAAAAUGGCGAAACAAAAGACAAAAAAAAUAUAGUGCAUAAUUAUUUUCAAUCACCUCUUAUAGAAGAAAGAAAUUAAAUGAAAUUUGAAGAACAUAAAAAAGGAAAAAAAAAUCUAACAGAUAAUCUUGUUAAUUAGAGGAUAUUUUUAAAGAAUUUAAUAAUAAAACAAUGAUUGAUCCAUACAUACAGCAAGUCCUUCGUGUAAUUGUGGCUCAAAUAUGCCAAACAAUAGGAUGGCAUUCAAUUCAGACAACGCCACUUGAACUUUUAGUUGAUAUUUUACACAAAUAUUUACAUGAAAUAACUAGAAAUGUUAUAAGGUAUACAGAAUUAUAUAAUCGUAUUGAACCAAACUUAGAUGAUGUUGGAUUAGCUUUCCGUGAACUAAAUAUAAAUCUUAAUGAAAUAGAAGAAUACGUUAACUAUGUACAACCUGUACCAUGUAAUAUUGAUAUACCAAAAUUUCCGGUUCAUAAGGAUUCUAAUUUAAAUUUUUUAAAACCCGGAAGUAAAGAAGUUAUAACACGACCAAUGUAUAUACCUGAACAUUUGCCACCAAUUUAUCCAGAAAGAGAAGAAGAAACACUGGAAAAACAAUUAGAAAUAUGCGAUACAACAACUGACAAUAUCAUAGAAAUCAAUUCAAAUAAAAUUGAAAACAAAAAUGAUGAGUUAAAUAAAAGUGAUAAUGAAAACAAUUUUAAACAUAGUGAAAAUGACCAACAUAUGAAUACUAGCAAUAAUAAUAUUAAACUUGAUAUCGAAAAUGUAACUGGUGAAAAUAUUGAUAAUGAUAAAGAAUCUACAAAUACAAAAGAAAGUUUAAUAAACACAGCAUCUAUUAAUGAAAAUACAUUGGCAAUUGAAGCAAGUGCUGCAACAACAAAAACUGAAAAUGAUUUUGGUUCUAAAAGUGCUCCAAAUAAUUUGGUGAAAUCUCCUGUUUCUUCUAGCCUUGUAACUACAACUUCAACUUGUGUAAUUUCUACGGUUGAUUCUGCUAUUUUAAACACAGAAACUUCUAAAAUAAUGACACCAUCUCAAAACACGCUGUCUGCUGCUCAAAAUGUUAGCAGUAUAACAACAUCAAAUGUCGGCACAAUAAAUGGACAAAAUUUAAGUAAAUUUAUUAGACCAAGGUUACCACAUGAAACAGAGGGGAGACCUACAAGAGAAAUAAGCAGUGUAAUGAUGACGUCCUCAGGUUUUAUUUCACCAGCACGCGAAGGAAAACUACCAGAUUCCAAAAUACCAAUGAUUACAGAGCCACGUGUUGUACGAUCACCAUCACCUCCAUUAUUGUCCACCAUUGGAGGGACAAAUUCUAAGGUAAUAAAUACAAGUAAACAAAUACCACAAGUUUCAUCUACAACAUCAACGAGUUUAUUAAUUAAAUCUGGUCAUCAAAAUUUAUUAAAACUAGAAAAAAACAAUAUACAAUCGCCAAAUGUUUCCACACCAAAUUUGAAUACUAGUACAAAUAAUAAUAAAUCCAUUGAAAAAUCGCAAUACUCAAACUGUGAUUCCAAAUAUUUAAAGAAAUUAAAACGAAAAAAUUUGUUAGCACUGGAAAAGGAACAUAGAAAGCUCGAAAAAAUUAACAAUAGUAUUCCUGUGUCAAAGCAAUUAUUUUUACAAAAACAGCAACAAAAAAUAUUUAAACAACAACAGAAACAACUGCUGAAACUUCAAAAGCAAAAAAAGCAACAACAAAAUCAUCCAAAUCCUGGAGAUACUACCAUUGAAUCAUUUACUGCGCAAUCUGGAUCAAAAACAACUGAUACUAUUAUAUCUGACUCCGAUUUAAUAAUGCCCUCUUCUGUUGUUUUACCUGAUGGAAGGAAUUUGAAGUUAUCAAAGAAACAUAAAGGGACAUUGAGAAAACAACGGGAACUAUUAUUAAGUAUAAUACAGAGUAGGAAAAAUUCCAAAGAAGAAACAUCAAUUCUCAAUUCCAAUAUAAAAAAUGGUGUUAGUUCUGUUAGUAAUACAUCAUUUAAUAACAAUUCAAGUAACGAUGUUAUGCUUGAUAAACAAACUUUAACUGGUAUGCUGAACCAAACCAAACAAAAACAACAAAAUGCGAUUGAUCCACUAAUAAAGUCAACAAGCAUUAUAGCACAACAGCAAGCUUUAGUUGCUCAAUUGGCCGUUGCUGGAAGUAACAUAAAUGAGUUACAAUCAAAUAUAUUUAAUCAAACAGGUUCAAUCUUACCUUCAACAUUUUCUAGAUCGACUUCUUCGUUGAAAACCUCAACAAAUUCAAACAUCUCGGCGGUUAACUUACCAAACAAACAAAAUAUUGAUGAUAUAAAAAUAAUAAAUGAAUCUGAUAAAACUAAAAUUAAUUCUUAUAAAAAGCUUCCCUCUAUAAAAAAUGAAAUAAAUGAAUCAACGACAAUACCGUUAGAUCAGUUUAUUCAUUUACCUUCUGGAACAACGAUAACUCCUGCGCCAGAUAGUAUUUCACCACCAAAUCUGGCCUCAAUGAACGUGCAAAAUGUUUCAAAAUCUGGUACUAUAAUAACUCAGAUUGGUAGACCACUGAAAUUACCUACUGAUACAGAUCAAAUUAUUUGUAUUGAUGAUGAUGACAAUAACAUAAACAGUAGUAAUAAUAAAGCCACCAAUGAUGGUAACAAUAAUAGUCAUAACAAAAAUGUAUCUGUAAAAUCUGAUAAUAUUUCCCCAAGAUUGCAAUUUCAACAGCAAAACAAUGAAAACAAUGUUAGUUCUAAACAAAUUGUUGGUAUGAAUCCCCCUAUGUUAAUGGUUUCAUCUUCAUCUAAUAAUCAAGGGCUAACUAAAAUAGAAAAGAAAUUAAAAAGAAAACGACAACAAAAUGAGCCAUUAAAUCUCUCUAGUGAUAAAAUUGCUCACUGCGGACUAUUGAAUUCGGCAAAUAUUGGAUCGUCUAAUACAAAUUCUAGCAAUAAAAAUGAUUUGCAAGAAUUUUAUUUAGAACAACAGAUGCGUAUUCAACAACAAUAUGCAAUUGCUACAAAACUAAUGAAAAAGGAGCGAAAAAAGCCGAAAUUAAAAGAGAAAAGGAACAUCCAAUCAAAUCUAAAUCAACAACAAUCUUCUGCUGCUGCAGCAGUUUUGGCUGCUGCUCAUCAACAAUACAUUCAAAACUUAGCUGUCGUUGCAGCGGCAGCAUCGUCAUCAGUUGGUGCUGCAUCAUCUGGAAUUGCAACACCAUCAAAUUCAUCGUCAUCAAGAGAUAUAUCACAACCUAUUGUACGUUCAGCAGAAAAUUUGGCAGCUAUUAAUAAAAAAUUAAUGAAGAUUGAUACGGUAAUGCAACCAGCUCCAUCGGUGUUACAAUCAAAUACAAAUAAUAAUUUAAUAUUGCAAUCCCAAUCAACAAAUAAUUCUCCAAAUUUACAAAAAUUGCCACAGAAAACAACUCAACAACCUCAAAUGUCAGCUGCUGCAAACACAUUAGCCUCUUUAACCUUUCCAUAUCCACCAUUUCCGUACACAUUUCCCUCUCGUCCUGGCUUAAUUCCCAGUCCAGGUAUUUUUCCACCGUUAGCAACUGCAAAUUUAGUCGAUAAACUUUUACCCAUUAUGCCAUUUUCAAAAUUCAAUUCAUUGAAAUCGACUAAUUCCACAUUAGAUGAAAUCAAUAAACUUAAUUCCAAUAAUAGUUCCAAUACGUCUUCAAGCAAAAAUAUUGCUACACAACAAUUGAAUAAUUUAGAUUUGGAAAAAAAUUAUUGUACUGUUGCACCAUUGGUACCAGAAUCUAUGAUACAAAAUUUUAAAUUAUCAACAACAAAGGGUAAUAAACCAAAUAAAUUAAAAACAGUAUCAUCUAUUUCAAACUUAGAUUCAAUAACUCUACAAAAAUUUACAGAUAUACGUCAUUCAAAUUAUCAAGUUGGAAAAAAUUUUUCUAACAAAGUAGCAUCUACAUUACAAAACAGUAAUAGCAAUAACCCUAUGAUAAACUUUAAUGAAUUAGGUAACAACAUCAAUGAUACACCUAUUGAAAUAAGUGAUGAUGAAAAAAUUCGUUCGGAUUCUGAAGAAAAAUUGUCGCAGUCAUUUAACAAAGACUCACAUGCAGGUAUCAAUCAAAAUUCACAAUUAGUGACAACAUCUAUACUAAAAGAAGAAUCUUUAUUAUGUCUAUCUGAAAAUCGUAACGAAACAGCAACAAUAGCUAAUAAUGAUUCAUUAUUAUCAAAAAAUAUAAAUAACGAUUUACGGGUCAGAUGUCAAUCAGAUCGUACAAUAUUUUCUAAUACAAUCACAUCCACAAUAGCUACAUCAGUAUAUAAUAAUAAUGAAUCAAAUAAUAUCAAUAAUAACAAUAGUAAUAAUAACAGUAACACAGAUAUUCAUAAAAAUAAUAAUAAUCAAAAUAAAAUAGAAAAUGUCAAUAAUGACCAUAAUAAUGAAAAUAAUUUAUUUAAUGCGGUUAAUCAAAUAAUUGGUGUCAAUAAUCCUGAUACGUUAUCAGUUCAAAAGCAUGAAAAAAGAAAAGAGCACCAUAAAAAGAGUAAAAAAACUAAAGAUGGAAAAAUUAAAAAGAAAAAAGAAAAAAAAGAUAAAUCUAAAAACAAAGAAAAAUCUGAUAAAAAGAAGGACAAGGAAGAUCGUAUUAGGUAUAAAGAGAAAUUGAAAAAACAGAAAAAGGAGAAAAAGAAGGAGAAGUUAAGACAAUUGUCUGUUGGAUCAACGACUUCCAUAACAAGCGGUGGAUCAUCAGUCAAUGUUCAUGAUAACAGUGCAAGUUUUGAUUCAAACGCGCAGAUGAAAUCAAAAUACAGUGGUAUUGAAGAUACUAUGAAAACAAUUAUUUCAUCAGCAGUUGGAACAUUAGCGAACACUGCAACAUCUGGUAUAAUUUCUAAUAACAAUAACAAUCAUAUUAAUAAAAUUAAUCUCAAUAAUGAUGGUAUAAAUAAAAACAAUAAUAAUAAUAUCAACAUCAAAAAUAACAAUAAUAAUAAUGAAAAUACAAGUAAUAGCGAAAAUUUUAAUAGUAAAAAGCUUAAUUUUAAUAAAAAUAUCAGCUAUGAUAAUAAUAACAUUUAUAACGAUAAUAAAAGUAACAAUAAGAUUUUUAAUUCUAAUAGUAAUGAUUAUGUCAAUAAUAAUAUUAUAAAUAGUAAUAAUAGUAAAAGUAAUGCAAAUGAUAAUAUAAAAGAUAAUAAAACUAAUAGUAACAACAUGAAUGCUAGCAAUAAAAGCAGUUCAUUAAAAAAUAUUGAUACUGAAAAUUUAAACAAUAGUAAUAAUUCUAUACCAAAAUUAACUCUAAUAUUAGGUAACAAAAAAUCACCAGCACCAACUGAUUCAAAUGAUAACAACACUAAAAAAAGUUCCGUAAAGUUCAAUGAAAAUAUUGAAAAACAUUAUAAAAAUGAGUUAAUUAACAACAGCAGUAACAAAAUAACUAGUAACGAUAAUAAGAGCAACAGUGCUACUGUUGAAAAUAGUAGUAUCUCAAAUGCUCAAGUUGGUGAAGCAUCUGAGGGGACAACAGCAUCGUCGUCAAUAACAUUAGCAACGUCAAUCUCAAUUGAUCAAAAUAUAUAUAAAAGAGAAUUAUCACCAGAGUUAGCUAGAAUAUCACCAUUAGUAACAAGACCACCAAAACAAAAAUCAAAAGAAAAAGAUAAAGUUUGUGAUAUUGAUAUAACUUCAUCAUCAUCAACACCAUCCGCAAUAGCGUCUUCAUUGACUUCAACAGCUACAUCACCAGUAAAUUCAACAUUAAUCAAUUCGUCAAUAACUGCAGCAGGUGCUGCCAUCAUUAAUAGUAAUCAACAAAAAAAUAUAACAUCUUUUAUUGGCAAUCCAAAUAGUAUAAACAUACCAUCAAUACAAGCAUCAACACAGCAGCAACAGCAUCAAACGUCAAUUGUAUCAUCAUCAUCUUUGCAAGGUUCAACAUCAGUUGCAAUACCAUCAUCAUCUUCAAUAUUAUCACAAGUUCAACAUACAGCACAAGUAAUGGCAACUCCAAGAGGUCCUGGUCGUCCAAAGGGCAGCGGUAACAAACAAAAUAAUUCAAGUGGAACUGGUAGUAAUAGUCAUCAUCAUCACCACCACCAUCAUCAACAAAAUCAACAACAGCAGCAACUACAACAACACGGACACAAAACGCAAAAUAAUAAUAAUAAUCAAAUGACAGAAAUAACAACAACUAGUUCAUCGACAACCUUAUCAACUUCAAAUAGUCAUAAUCAGCAUAGUAAUCAACAGCAAGUUUUAUCAUUUGGUUCAGCUUUAGCAUCGUCUAUAACACCAUCGUCGUCCGCCGUAGUAGGAUUGGGUGGGUCCGGUUCAGCAACAUCAUCAAUAGUUGGAAGUAAUAAUGGUGGUUAUAUAUCAACAACAACCUUAAGCUCGCUAACAACACAAUCAAUAAGUGGAGGAAAUCCUUCAAGACUUCCCAGUAUCAAUUCUACCGACGCUGAUGGUAAUCAAGUUUGGAUUUGUCCAGCGUGUGGAAGAGUCGAUGAUGGUACUCCUAUGAUUGGUUGUGAUGGAUGUGAUGCAUGGUAUCAUUGGGUAUGUGUUGGAAUUCAAGUACCACCUGAUGACAAUGAAGACUGGUAUUGUCGCGUUUGUAUCGCUAAAAAGCAAGCAACACAUGAAUCCGACAAAAAGAAAAAACGUAAAAAGAAAAGUAAACAAACAAACUAGCAUAAAAAGAAUAAAAAACAUCACCAAUAUGAGUUUUUACGACCUCAUUAUCACCAUCAUCGUCAUCAUCAUCAUCAUCACCAUAGAAAGCAUCAAAUGCAGUUUCAGCAACAACAAAAGAAUCAGCGGAAACAGUAUCAAUUGCAACAAUUAAAAUAAAAUUUUUUGUAAAAAUCUGCAAAUACAUAAUUAUUUUCAAAGUAGGAAUAUUCUUGUUAAUAAAAUUUGUAACAAAAAUUUGAUUAAAUGUUCUUGGAGCGAAUUAUUGAAUAAGUUUUUUUUCUUUUUAUUUAAAUUAAAUGUACUUUGCAAAAUAUGCAAAAAAAUUAAAUUUGAAACAAUAAAUAUUAAAGAGAAAUAUUUUAAUUUUACAAAACUGAAUAAUAAAAACAAAAUAUGGUAAAAACAGA
Molecule: messenger RNA, 7207 nt
Organism: Condylostylus longicornis
Lineage: Eukaryota; Metazoa; Arthropoda; Insecta; Diptera; Dolichopodidae
Gene: Taf3
Product: probable serine/threonine-protein kinase DDB_G0282963
Exons: 8
Coding region: 300-6797 (2165 amino acids)
Cellular component (GO): transcription factor TFIID complex
Molecular function (GO): protein heterodimerization activity
Source: RefSeq, a predicted model, not a curated record